Molecule: messenger RNA, 566 nt
Organism: Triticum urartu
Lineage: Eukaryota; Viridiplantae; Streptophyta; Magnoliopsida; Poales; Poaceae
Source: RefSeq, a predicted model, not a curated record
AGAAGGCAACCUCAUCUGGCCGUUGCUGUUGGAUCAUGUCCGGCCUGAUAUGAGGAUCGCUUGGGAGGAGCCUUUCGGCCCUGUCUUGCCCGUGAUCAGGAUCAACUCGGUCGAGGAAGGCAUUCACCAUUGUAACGCCAGCAACUUUGGCCUCCAGGGAUGUGUGUUCACAAGAGACAUCAACAAGGCAAUCAUGAUCAGUGAUGCAAUGGAGAGUGGAACUGUGCAGAUCAACUCCGCCCCGGCUCGAGGUCCGGACCAUUUCCCCUUCCAGGGUCUGAAGGACAGUGGAAUAGGAUCCCAGGGGAUAACCAACAGCAUAAACAUGAUGACCAAGGUGAAGAGCACUGUCAUAAACCUCCCAUCUCCGUCCUACACCAUGGGCUGAGACGUUCAUGUACAGGAAUCGGACGUUGUAUAAGCACACGAGUACGGUGUAGAGAAUUCAAAUGUUUUGUAACCACGUGAGAUCUGGAGAUCUGUAUCUCGGUAUCUGUAUGCUUCUGCAUGUACCUUGGCUGUCUUACAGUAAAAAUUUAAAAAAUAAAACAGAAUGAGAGCAAGCA